Molecule: messenger RNA, 1311 nt
Organism: Sinocyclocheilus anshuiensis
Lineage: Eukaryota; Metazoa; Chordata; Actinopteri; Cypriniformes; Cyprinidae
Exons: 8
Coding region: 22-1059 (345 amino acids)
Biological process (GO): T cell activation; positive regulation of ERK1 and ERK2 cascade; interleukin-15-mediated signaling pathway
Cellular component (GO): external side of plasma membrane; membrane raft
Molecular function (GO): protein tyrosine kinase binding; MHC class II protein binding
Source: RefSeq, a predicted model, not a curated record
GAAGACUGAGAGAUAGAGAAAAUGUCUGAUGAGUGUCAUCUGUGUCUGCUGGGACUGAUCGUUCUCUCUUCACUUCUCACAGGUUCCAGUGGAGUGGAUGAUGCUCAUGUGUUCAUCAGUUCUGGUGAAGAUGUCCAUCUGUCCUGUAAUAAUGCUCUUCCAGACUGUAACUCAACUACAUGGAACUAUAACAGAUUCAGACAUUCAGCAACAGAUGAACUGAUUGCUUUAGGGAAAAAGAAGAACAACACAGAGAGACAUGAGAGACUGAGUCUGGGGUCUGACUGCUCUCUGAACAUCAGGCACAUCUCAAAAGAAGAUUAUGGACCUUACAGCUGCCAACAAUGGACUGGUGUGAAUAGAGACCAACAACAAGAACCUGAUGCUCGUGUUUAUCUGCAUGUCCUUCAUGUCUCAUCCUCACAGACUGAGAUCAGUGCAGGCCGCUCUGUGACUCUCUUCUGUCAGUUGUAUUCAUAUCCUCGAGUCUCUUGUGAUGAUUGGAUCUGUUCUGAGAGAAUUGAGCUGUUCUGGGUGAAUCAGACUGGUGUUAAACUGACGAGAUCAGACUCCAGAUAUCAGAUAUCAGCUCCAGGACACUGUAUCAGCUCUCUGAAUACAACACUCCUGAAUGAAGAUCACAACAGAGAGUGGAGAUGCAAUGUUACUCAGAGAGAUCAAGUCAAGACCUCAGUCACUUAUACUGUCAAGAGUUCAGCUCAAGCUGAUUCAACGACAGCAGUAACUUCUACACAAGUGAUUGUGAUUGUUGUCUGCGCUUCAUUCGCUCUUCUUCUUCCUGCUCUGAUUCUUUGGCUGAUGAUUCGUAAAAAAAGAGCCACUGUCAGAAGAGCGACUGAUGACUCUGUGCAGCAGACAGAUGAUGUGACUUAUACUGAAGUUACUGCGUACAGUAAAAACCGAGCCAAAAAGAACAAGGUUCGCUGUGAUGAUAAAGUGACUUACGCUUCCAUCGGAGGAGCAAAAGCUGGAGCUCAGGAAAACUGCAGUCAACUUUACGCCUCUGUGAACAAGAACCAUCACAAAUCAGGCAGAUAAUCAUACAAUAAUCACAUCAGCAGAGGAAUAUCAACCUUAUAUAAUGGACUCCUAAUGGUUUCAUUCAGUGCCUUUAUAAAUACUCAGUGCCGCGUAGAUUACUUACACAUUAUAGUCCAUUACCGAUUACAAAUUACAUGACGGGAAUUGUAGUUUGUAAUGUAAUCUAUUAAAGUACACAUAUUAAGUAAUGUAUUCUGACAAGUUUUUGAUUCUUUUUAGAUUACUUCAUGUAAUCGAUAAAAAAGUAAC